AAGAAGGCUUGCAAUGAUCUGCGGGAUGAGCUGUGUGCACUGGCACCUCUGCUGGACAUCACUCUCCCGCUGGAUGCCGGCUUGGACGAUACGGGCAGUUCAGAAUUUCCAGCUCUGAAGACGAUACACUCGCAAGUGUCCCAGGCGGAAGCCCAGCUGGCCGAAAUGCGUUCAGAGCUGGCAGCCACACGAGGUACCAUAGUGCGUCAGGUGAAGCUUAGCUCUGACGAAUUGGCAAUCAAACUGCGUACCCAAUUCUCCACCAGUUUCCUCGGACGUCUGAUCGCUAAUCAGGAGGCUGAGAUUGAAAAG
Molecule: messenger RNA, 312 nt
Organism: Dibothriocephalus latus
Lineage: Eukaryota; Metazoa; Platyhelminthes; Cestoda; Diphyllobothriidea; Diphyllobothriidae
Source: the annotation of a GenBank genome assembly